AUGGCGUGUGUCCCAUUCACGCUGGUCCUGUGCGCGGUCCUCUCGGUCCUCCCGGUCCCGCUGGUCCUCGCCUCUGGUGCGGACUGGGACUUCCAGGACGUCUCCUCCACUGAUGCCAUCGAAUACAGAGACCCGUGUAAAGCAGUUGCUUUUUGGGGCGACAUUGCUCUGGACGAAGAGGACCUCCGUUUGUUGAAAGCCUUUGAGAAAACAGAAGAUCAUCGGAAAACAGCCCACAGCAGCGCAGCAGACGGAGGCUCGGUCGGGAACAGAACCAGGGCCUCGCGUCGUCGCAGAGCAGCCACCUCCAGACCUGAGCGCAUCUGGCCCGACGGCAUCAUCCCCUUCGUCAUCAGCGGGAACUUCAGCGGGAGUCAGAGGGCCAUAUUCCGCCAAGCAAUGCGUCACUGGGAGAAAUACACAUGUGUGACGUUUAUCGAGAGGACGACUGAAGAGAGCUACAUCAUGUUCACAUACAGACCCUGUGGGUGCUGCUCGUAUGUGGGCCGGCGAGGGGGUGGCCCUCAAGCCAUUUCCAUCGGUAAAAACUGUGAUAAGUUUGGGAUCGUGGUGCACGAGCUGGGGCACGUGGUCGGCUUCUGGCACGAGCACACGCGGCCAGACCGGGACGAGCAUGUGAGCAUCUACAGAGACAACAUCCAGGCCGGUCAAGAAUACAACUUUUAUAAGAUGGAGCCGGGAGAGGUGGACUCUCUGGAGGAGGGCUACGACUUUGGAAGCAUCAUGCAUUACGCAAGAAACACCUUCUCCAGAGGCCUCUUCCUUGACACUAUCCUUCCUCGGUACGAUGUUGAUGGUGUGAGGCCUGUGAUCGGACAGAGGACCAAACUGAGCAAAGGCGACAUCGCACAAGCUCGAAAACUCUACAAAUGUCCGAAGUGUGGAGAGAACCUCCAGGACAGCAGAGGGAACGUGUCCUCUCCUGGUUUCCCCAACGGCUACGAGGCCUACGCCCACUGUGUGUGGAGGAUCUCCGUCACUCCAGGAGAGAAGAUCAUCCUCAACUUCUCGUCCAUGGACUUGUUCCGGAGCCACCUGUGCUGGUACGACCAUGUGGAAGUCCGAGACGGGUUCUGGAGAAAGGCUCCUCUCAAAGGUCGUUUUUGUGGAGACACACUUCCAGAUUCCAUCAUUUCCAGCGACAGUCAGUUGUGGAUUGAGUUUCGAAGCAGCAGUAACUGGGUGGGGAAGGGCUUCUCUGCAACGUAUGAAGCGGUCUGUGGAGGAGACGUGGACAGAGACGACGGUCAGAUCCAGUCUCCAAAUUACCCUGACGACUAUCUGUCCAGUAAGUCCUGCGUCUGGAGGAUCUCUGUGACCGAGGGCUUUCAUGUGGGCCUCUCCUUUCAGGCCUUUGAGAUUGAGAAGCACGACAGCUGCUCCUACGACUUUGUGGAAGUGAGAGAUGGGCCGUCAGAGAGCAGCCCUCUGAUUGGUCGGUUUUGCGGCUAUGAAAAACCAGAAGACAUUAAGAGCAGCUCCAACAAACUCUGGCUGAAGUUUGUGUCCGACGCUUCUGUCAAUAAAGCUGGGUUUUCAGCCAACUUCUUCAAAGAGAUGGACGAGUGUUCGCGUCCGGACAGAGGUCAGUGUGAGCAGCGCUGCCUCAACACUCUGGGCAGUUACAGAUGUGCGUGUGACCCGGGCUUCGAACUCGCAAUCGACAAACGCAGCUGUGACCCAGCUGCGUGUGGCGGGUUCCUCACCAAACUGAACGGUUCCCUGUUCACCCCUGGAUGGCCCAAAGAGUACCCCCCCAACAAGAACUGUGUGUGGCAGCUGGUGGUCCCGCUGCAGUACCGCAUCAGCCUGGUGUUCGACGCCUUCGAGACCGAGGGCAACGAGGUUUGUAAAUAUGACUUUGUGGAGGUGCGCAGCGGCCUCAGCGCUGAGGCUGAACUCCACGGAAAGUUCUGUGGCUCCGAGAAACCAGAAGUGAUCACAUCGAAGCAGAACAGCAUGAGGGUCGAGUUCAAGUCCGACAACACGGUCUCCAAGAGGGGGUUCACGGCCCACUACUUCUCUGAUGUGGAUGAAUGUUCCACAGUGAACGGUGGCUGUCAGCAUGAGUGCAUGAACACGUUUGGGAGCUACACCUGUCGCUGUCGCAGCGGAUUCACUCUGCACGACAACAAACAUGACUGUAAAGAAGCUGGAUGUGACCUAGUUGUGACCAGUGCAUCAGGAGUAAUCAGGAGCCCCAACUGGCCAGACAAAUACCCCAGCAAGAAGGUCUGCACAUGGUCUCUGUCCACGACACCUGGUCACCGCAUCAAACUGAUCUUUAGUGAGAUCGAUAUGGAGUCUCAUCUGGAGUGUGCGUAUGACCAUCUGGAGGUGUACGAUGGUAAGGACCAGCGAGCUCAGAGUCUGGGUCGGUUCUGUGGGAGUAAGAAGCCCUCGCCGCUCCUCUCCAGCAACACCACCAUGUUCUUACGCUUCUACUCCGACAACUCUGUGCAGAAGAGAGGGUUCGAGGCCUCACACCGAUCAGAAUGCGGAGGGACCCUGAAGGCUGAGGUCCAGACCAAAGACCUAUUUUCUCACGCUCAGUUUGGAGACACUAACUACCCCGGAGGAGCGGACUGUGAGUGGGUGGUGUCUGCAGAGAAGGGUUACGGCGUGGAGGUGGUCUUCACCGUGUUCGAGAUCGAGGAGGAAGCAGACUGUGGAUACGACUACGUGGAGCUGUACGACGGGGCGGACACCAAAUCCCCACGACUCGGGCGCUUCUGUGGAUCAGGAGCUCCGGAGGAUCUGUACUCAGCCGGAGACUCCAUCCUGUUAAAGUUUCACUCAGACGACAGCGUGAGUAAGAAAGGGUUCCAUGUGCGGUUCAGCAGCACCAAGUUCCAGGACACGCUGCACCAGAGCUGA
Messenger RNA from Knipowitschia caucasica, 2898 nucleotides. Lineage: Eukaryota; Metazoa; Chordata; Actinopteri; Gobiiformes; Gobiidae. The record is from the annotation of a GenBank genome assembly.